AUGGCAAGUUCCUUUGUAAAGGCCACAAAUGCCAAAGUACUCACUGAAUUGGAUUUUUCUGAUCGACAAGACUUUGAUGAUUCAAACCAUGGUUUUAUCUGUUCAGUUGAUAGCGGAGUCAUAAUGAACAAUUUUGGCUUUAAGGCCUUUAACGUUCAUGAUACUGAUUUCCUUGAAAAAGCAUGUCCAGAUACUGUCAACCCAUCACUUUGGAGACAAUGCCAAUUGACUCGUAUUCAUGGUCUUUUUGAAUUGAUUCCUGGCAAAUUGUAUCAAUUCAGAGGUUUUGAUAUAGCCAACAUGUCUUUUAUUAAAGGAGAUAAAGGAUGGAUAGUCAUCGACACUUUGUGUUCCAUUGAAGCAGCCGCUGUUGGUCUCAAAUUGUUACGAGAAAAAGUAGCAAAUUUACCAGUCACUGCCACUAUUUUGACGCAUUCACAUGGAGACCAUAUAAGAGGGAUGGAAGGGGUAUUAGAAGAAAAUACAUUAUUAGUUGUUCCAAAGGAUCUUUUCAAAAUGAAUUUCUCAGAAGAACUUCUUGGUGGAAUUGCAAUGGGGAGAAGAAGUUGUUAUCAAUUUGGAAAUUAUUUAGAAAAGAGUGAGAAAGGUUGGGUCGGGUGUGGUCUGGGGACCAUUGCAUCAUAUGGCACUCCAUCUACUUUCCAGAAAUUUGAUGCUAAAAAUCUCAUUGAAAUUUGUGAAGACAAAACUUUGGCAAUUGAUGGAAUUACAGUCGACUUCAUGUAUACUCCAAAUGCAGAAGCCCCAACUGAAAUGAUGAUGUACUUCCCACAAUUGAAGGCAGUUUGUACUGCAGAAGAAAUCAAUAGGACUCAACACAAUUUGUAUACACUAAGAGGUGCUGUUGUGAGAAAUGGAAAAGACUGGGCUAAAUACAUUGACAAUAUCUUAGCAAAAUAUUCUGAUAAUUUGGAAGUCUCUUUUGGCUCACACGACUGGCCAACUUUUGGAAACAAAAGAAUAGUCGAGUACUACGAGAAACAAAGAGAUAUGUACAAAUACAUCCAUGACCAAACCUUGAGACAAGCGAACUUGGGGACAACAAUUCAUGAGUUACCAGAAAAAGUUAUAUUGCCACACAGUUUGUCUUCGGUGUUUUAUAAUCGGGGGUAUUAUGGAACAGUACAACACAAUUGUAAAGGGCAGUAUCAAUACUAUCUUGGUUUCUAUGAUGGAAAUCCAGCUAACUUGAACCCACUAUCACCAGUGAAAUUAUCAGAGAAAUAUGUCGAAUCAAUGGGAGGUGAAGAGAAGUGUAUAGAAAUAGCAAAAGGUGCAUUUGAAAGUGGGGAAUACCAAUGGGCAAUUACUUUAUUAAAUCAUGUUGUUUUCAAGAAUCCGAGAAAUUUUGAAGCUCGAAAAUUCUUAGCAGAAGUCUACAGACAGAAUGCGUUUAUGCAAGAGAGCGCAGUAUGGAGAAACAUAUAUUUGACUGGUGCAAAGGAGCUUGAUGAUUUCAAAUACAUACAAAAACAAGAUGAACAGAAAAAUGAGACAAUAAAUGAACAAAUUUCGAAUGAAGGUAAUGAAAUUGCAAGCACACAACUACUCAUGAAAUUGCCUUUUAAUCACCUCUUUGACUUUUUGGGAGUUUGUAUGGAGCCAAUUUCCGUUGAAAAUGUGUGUGCUAUUAUUAACUUUAACUUUAUUGAUACACAAGAGACAGGAAGUGUUUUACUGAAAAACUCUGUUUUGAAUAACAGAGAAAAAAUGGACAAAUCGCCAACACUUUCAGUGAAGUGCACCAAAGUGGAUUUAGUGAAACUAGUUGUCCACAAACUUACAAAAGACGAAUUUUUAAAAACAAAAGAAACAGUUGUUGAGGGAAUCAAAGAAGACCUUUUCACGUUCAUAUCAGCACUUAAGGUCCCAUUCCCAGAUUUCCCAAUUAUUGAACCUUAA
This is a messenger RNA of Entamoeba invadens IP1, 1923 nucleotides long. Its product is annotated as alkyl/aryl-sulfatase BDS1, putative. NCBI's taxonomy places the organism in Eukaryota, Evosea, Mastigamoebida, Endamoebidae. The coding region runs from base 1 to 1923 and encodes 640 amino acids. The record is from RefSeq and is a predicted model, not a curated record. Gene Ontology annotation, molecular function: linear primary-alkylsulfatase activity; protein dimerization activity. The transcript has a single exon. Gene Ontology annotation, biological process: dodecyl sulfate metabolic process.